AUGACAUAUUUUGUAUAUUAAAGACUUAAUUAUUUUUUAAUUAAGUAUAGAAUAAUAUAAAAUAUGAAUAAUUCAAAUACAAAUGUUGUUAAAUGUAUUUAAAAUAUAACUCUUUAUAAUUUAAUGCAAGAUUUACGUCAUCUAUUAAUUAUUUAAUUAGAAAAAGAUUAAGAUAGUUAACAUAUAAGAGGCAAGAAUUUUUUACAAGUUUUAGAAGAAAGUGAAAAUAAAGUAUUACAAUAAGAAAAAAUGAUUUUAUAUUCAUUUAGUUAAUUUCCUUAUGAAAUUAUUGAAAAUUAAAUAUAUAUUGGAAACAUUUUUCAUUCAAACAGUUAAUAUUAUUUAAAUGAUUUAAAAAUUACUCAUUUGUUAGAUUUUUGUUUUUAUGAUGAAUAAAAAGUUGAUUUAAUAAACGAAUACAAAUUACAAAAAUAUAAAUAUAAAAGUAUUCCUUUGUAACCUAACAUUGAAAUCUAAUUAGAUUUUGAUGAAAUAAAUUAAUAUAUUUAAGAUUGUUUAUAAGAAUAAAAUGCAAGAAUUCUAAUAUAUUGCAAAAAAGAUAUUAUAUUUUCAGGAAUACAACCAACAGGAAAUCUUCAUUUGGGAAAUUAUUUGGGUGCAAUAAAAAAUUGGGUCCGUUUAUAAUAGAAUUAUAUGGAUAAAGCAGAAAUAUAUUUUUAAAUAGCUGAUUUACAUGCAUUAACUGAUAAAUAUAAAUAGGUACCUUAUCAUGCUGAGUUAGCAUGGAUAUUAGGUUGUAUAGCUCCUUAAAAUUGGCUAAAUACUAUGACUUAAUAUAAAGAUAAAAAAAGUAAAAAUUCUAGUUUAGGAUUAUAUUCAUAUCCAGUAUUAAUGGCAGCUGAUAUAUUAUUAUAUAAUGCUACAUUAAUUCCAGUAGGAAAUGAUUAAAAACAACAUUUGGAAUUAACGAAAAAUUACGCAAAUAGAUUUAAUUCUUUAUUUUAAAAAGGAUAAAGUGAAGGAAUAAUAUAUCCUAAAUAUUUAGAAUCUGAAUUUCCAAGAGUUAUGAGUUUAAAAGAUGCCACUAAAAAAAUGUCAAAAUCUGAAUCUGCUGAUAGUUCAAGAAUUAAUUUGAUUGAUUCUCCAGAAUUAAUUUAUGAUAAAAUUAAAAAAGCUAAAACUGAUUCUAUUUCUUCAGUAAUCUUAUUUUACAAAAAUUAAAAAAUAUUAUUUUAGAUUAAAUUAGAUAUUAAUAGACCAGAAGUAUAUAAUCUUUUAAAAAUUUAUUAAACUUUAUCGGGAUUAAGCAUUUAAUAAAUAGAAGAUAUGUUUUAAAAUAAAAAUAUGAAAUAAUUUAAGGAAUCCUUAACCGAAUUACUUGUUAAAACUAUAUGUCCUAUUGGUAUAAAAAUCGAAGAAUUGUUAUAAAAUAAAGAUAUUAUUCAGGAUGUAUUAGAAGCUGGAAAUAAAAAAGCUAACGAUAGAGCGAAAUAAAAUAUAAUGAGGCUCAAAAAAGAAAUGGGAAUGUUAGUUUUUUGA
This is a messenger RNA of Ichthyophthirius multifiliis, 1500 nucleotides long. Its product is annotated as tryptophanyl-tRNA synthetase, putative. Gene Ontology annotation, molecular function: tryptophan-tRNA ligase activity; ATP binding. Gene Ontology annotation, cellular component: mitochondrion. The record is from RefSeq and is a predicted model, not a curated record. The transcript is spliced from 11 exons. Gene Ontology annotation, biological process: tryptophanyl-tRNA aminoacylation. Lineage: Eukaryota; Ciliophora; Oligohymenophorea; Hymenostomatida.